Messenger RNA from Prunus dulcis (almond), 2214 nucleotides. RefSeq names its product 3-ketoacyl-CoA synthase 11-like. Lineage: Eukaryota; Viridiplantae; Streptophyta; Magnoliopsida; Rosales; Rosaceae. The transcript has a single exon. The coding region runs from base 369 to 1916 and encodes 515 amino acids. Gene Ontology annotation, cellular component: membrane. Gene Ontology annotation, biological process: fatty acid biosynthetic process. Gene Ontology annotation, molecular function: acyltransferase activity, transferring groups other than amino-acyl groups. The record is from RefSeq and is a predicted model, not a curated record.
UUAAAGUCCUUCUCUUUGAUCUCUCUCACUUCACUGUGAUCCAUCAAACCCUCUUAGAUUCUUUUUCUUGUUAGGUUGAUUAUCCAAAGCAAAUCCCAUUUCUGAAACCCCAAAUAAACCAGAAUGUCAUAGGAAUCCAGUCCAACCCAACUACCUAAAUCUAUUUUACUGUUUAUUGACCACCCAAAUUAUAGAUUCCUGAUCUCCUAUUCUAGAGGAAAUCGCUUCCUGUAGUCUAAAAUGUUGUUUAAAUUGCGGUUCAAGAGAAAGGGAUUCAUGCUUCUUUAACAUCACUGUUCCAUUGAGAUCACCCAAGUCUCCAAAUUUUGUCAAUUUAGAUCAACCCAUCUCCUCAAAUUUUCUGAAAAAUGUCAGCUUCCAAUUUAAGGACUCCUUUAAACCCUCCAUCAUCAGUAUCCUCAUCCUCAUUGAAGCUUCCUGAUUUCAAACAAUCCGUGAAGCUGAAGUAUGUGAAGCUUGGCUACCAUUACCUCAUCACCCAUGGGAUGUACCUGUUCCUAUCCCCUCUAUUUGUUCUCACUGUGGCACAGCUCUCUACAUUUUCACUCCAAGAUCUCCAUGACCUUUGGGACCAUCUCAGGUUCAAUCUCAUAUCUGUUGUCCUUUGCUCAACUCUUUUGGUCUUCUUAUUGACCCUUUAUUUCCUUACUCGUCCACGCCCCGUUUACCUUGUUGAUUUCUCAUGCUAUAAGCCGGAGGAUGCCCGAAAAUGCCCGAGACAAAUAUUCAUGGAUAGGUCUCAUUUUAUAGGAACAUUCACUGGGGAGAACCUCGAGUUUCAACGAAAAAUUCUUGAGAGAUCAGGUCUUGGGGAGUCAACCUACCUCCCUGAAGCUGUUAUACAGGUUCCUCCUAAUCCAUGUAUGGCAGAGGCCAGAAAAGAAGCUGAGAUGGUAAUGUUUGGUGCCCUUGAUCAGCUCUUUGAGAAAACUUCUAUAAAACCAAAAGACAUUGGUAUUCUGAUUGUAAAUUGUAGCUUGUUUAAUCCAACACCAUCUUUGUCAGCUAUGGUUAUCAAUCAUUAUAAGCUACGAGGGAAUAUUAUUAGUUAUAAUCUUGGUGGGAUGGGAUGUAGUGCUGGCUUGAUCUCGAUUGAUCUUGCUAAAGAUCUUCUUCGAGUCCACCCCAAUACCUAUGCUUUGGUCAUUAGCAUGGAAAACAUCACUUUGAAUUGGUAUUUUGGGAAUGAUAGAUCAAUGCUUGUUUCAAACUGCUUGUUUAGAAUGGGAGGAGCUGUAAUAUUGCUUUCAAACAAUGAGUCUGACAGACGUCGAUCCAAGUACCAACUGGUUCAUACUGUUCGAACCCACAAAGGUGCCGAUGACAAGUGCUUCUCAUGUGUAACCCAAAAAGAGGAUUUUGCAGGGAAAAUUGGAGUUUCUCUGUCAAAAGAUCUUAUGGCAGUUGCUGGAGAUGCUUUGAAGACCAACAUCACUACCUUGGGUCCUCUUGUGUUACCUAUGUCUGAACAGUUGCUCUUCUUUGCCACACUUGUUGGGAGAAAGCUUUUCAAGAUGAAGGUGAAGCCUUACAUCCCUGAUUUUAAAUUAGCUUUUGAACAUUUCUGCAUUCAUGCCGGAGGAAGAGCUGUGCUGGAUGAAUUGGAGAAGAACUUGCAGCUUUCGGAUCGCCACAUGGAGCCGUCAAGGAUGACACUUUACAGAUUUGGCAACACUUCAAGCAGCUCUCUUUGGUAUGAAUUGGCUUAUACAGAAGCCAAGGGGAGGAUGAAAAAGGGAGACAGAACUUGGCAGAUUGCGUUCGGGUCUGGCUUCAAGUGCAACAGUGCAGUUUGGAAGGCUUUGAGAACUGUGAAUCCAGCAAAAGAGAAGAAUCCAUGGAUGGAUGAGAUCCACCAGUUCCCAGUGGAUGUUCCAAAGGUCUCAGCCCUCUAAUUCCAGUGGCAGUUUCCCAUUUCUUCUAGCAAUAUAAAAUAUAUUAGGGGUAGCUAGUUUUCUGUUUCACUGCUACAAUCUUCAUGUUUGGCUUUAAUGGAGUUACUGUUUGGCUUUAGUUAUUAGGAGAGGAGAUAGAUGGUGUUAGUGUUUGGUUUACAGUGUAUCCAUGUGGUUUUGACUUGUGAUUAUAUACCUAAUUAAUCGGCUGUUUGUUUUAUUAUGGUAUUUUUCUUGUAGGUUUGAGUGUUUUAUGCUGUUUGGUGAUCCAUAAACUGGGAUUAAUAUCCAAUGAGAA